AUGAAGUACUUGGUGUUGAUUAGUGUUAUAUUCUUGUUGUCCGACGUGAGGACCGAGACUCCUCAAAGCGGGGCCGGCGGCCUGCAAAUUCUGACGAAAGUUUUCCGGCAAUACCUAAAGUCGCAACCGGACGCCCUCAAGCUGGGCGAUGGCGUUUACAUCGUUAAUACGAGGAGUGAAAACGACGCCCGGGCCAACGUCGACGACGGCUCCAUCCUGGGCGUCGUCGAGAAUUACCUAGGCAAUCACGAGCUCAGGAUCCGGCUGCCGGAACUGAUGCCCGGCGAAGGAUUCGGUAGGGCAUUCAAAACGGCCAUGGACGAAAUGGAUACUAAGCAAGAUGAAAGCUCGGCCAGAGGCGGCGGCGGAGGAGGCGGCGGCGGAGGCAAAGGAGGCGGCGGUGGCGGUGGUAUGGGAGGCGUUAUGGUGAUGGGGAUGAUGAUGGGUAAAUUAUUGGCGGCCCUCGGAAUCGGAGGUGUGGGUCUCCUCGCCAUGAAGGCCCUUAUGGUGUCUGCGUUAGCUCUGAUGCUUUCCAUUAUCAUCGGUUUGAAGAAGCUAGUCCAUUCCGACCACGAUGAGGGUCACACCGUGAUACAUGCAGGGCACGGACAUGAGUACAGGAAGAAGAGAGAGGCGGCCGAAAUGGCGUACAAAGGUUGGCCCGAAUACAAGAAAACUCAGUAA
Molecule: messenger RNA, 684 nt
Organism: Phyllotreta striolata
Lineage: Eukaryota; Metazoa; Arthropoda; Insecta; Coleoptera; Chrysomelidae
Source: the annotation of a GenBank genome assembly